AUGCUCGUGCGAUCCGGGGCAGCGAGACAGGCCCUCCGAGCGCGCCAGCUCCUCCCCUCAAGCGGGUCUCUUCCAUCUUUGCCAUGCACUCUCUCCAAGCUGGAGCGCCCGCUGGGCGAGACCAGGCCGCUCGUCACAUUGGCCCCAGAGGCUCGGCCAGGGAAGAGGAAAAGUUUUCGUGCUCUUUCCGGUUUUGAACGGAACCUUGCUACGGCGCUCGAGGAGCGACGUUUCGAUGACAUCCCGUUCGAGGGCCUGCCUGGCGGCAUGACUUUCAGGCAGCCCCCCAUUUACGAGCUGAGACCAUGGAACACUACGCCCUUGGUGCCCGCCGACCGCCCGGCCUAUCCGCCCAGACAGCGCAUCAACCCAUCUGGUAUCCCCGGCGAUCUCGACGAAAUGCUCGCCAUCUUCGAGGCUUGUGUGCACGUCGGACGGCUGGACCGUGCGUCUCUGGUGCUCAAGCGCCUUGGAAACAUGCAGGCCCUGCCGCCGCACAAGUUCAUGGAGCUUCACAACCGCUACCUUGAGGGCCGUCUUGCCCAGAUCGAAGCCGACGCGAAGAACAACGGCCACCUGGCUGAGAAGGUCCAUAGUUGGUUCGAAACCGAAAUCUGCGACCAACGUUUGCCAUAUACCCCACUUACCGUCGCAUAUAUGCUCAAGAUAUCCCUCCUCACCAGCUCUGGUGCGAAAUUGAAGACUUAUCUUGAACGUUACAUGAGUGUGCUGCCGCAAGAUAGCGCCACAGAAGCCCUCGACUUGGGAGAUGUUCUCACCGAUGAUGAUCUUGCCGCCAUUGCCGAGAACUGCCCAAGUCUCUCGCUCUCUCAGGAGGUUCUGGCUCCUGCAGAAACCGAGGAUGCCGCCACUACCACCAUCGCCGAGAAGUUUGCCGCUGAUCGGGAGUCACAGAGCGCACCCAAGUCCCUGCCCGAAGUCCUUGCCACACCACAGAAGGGCACCGGCCUGGAAGCGCUGAAGUCCACAUUAGCUCUCUUCUACGAGCUUCCUCCAGGCGCUGAUGUUGCUGCGCUCCCCCUCGAACAGCGUCGCGAAUUCCAGUCUAGGCUCGAACGCGACGUCUUGGAAGCCGCUUUGCAAAAAUGGAGGGAGGACAAUGAGUCGCUCGCAUCCAUGGGCCUUAACCCGCAGAUCUCAGCCCCAUCAUUAAGCUCAAAGCUGUACCAGUGGCACCAGGCACUUGAGCGCCGCAUUGCCGAGGAACAAGCCAAAGUUGAGGCGUCAGAGAAUGUUCCCAAGAAGUCGGCUGAAGACUUAGAUCGCUGUCUUUACGGCCCUCUGCUUCUUCAGGGGUCCGCCACCCGCCUUGCUGCAGCGACAAUCAUUUCCAUCCUUUCGCUUCUCUCCCUCCACGGUGCCGAUAAAGGAGUUGCUGCCUCUCUUGCUGUUCAGCAGGUAGCCAAAGUAGCCGAAGAGGAUAUCAGAUUCCAGAUUGCCGAGAAAACUAAGAAGCUGCCCAAACACCAGACCGAGCUGCAGAAGCGGAAGGCCCGCAGGCUGAUUCGGGUCAAAGGUAAUGGCAGCCUUAAAACAACGGAUAAGAAACAGCUAGGCGUCGCGACGCUGCCGCUAGCGACCACUGGAGAGAUGGCGCCUGCAAUCACCGAGAAUACCCGAUGGCCAACUGCCAUCAGGGCCAAGGUCGGCGCACUGUUGCUCACUGCGAUGAUGGAGACCGCCAAGAUUAUGGUGGUAAGAGAUCACCCGGUCACCAAGGAGAAGGUGCACCAGCUGCAGCCAGCCUUCUCCCACGCCAUGCAGCUCAGGAAGGGCAAGAAAGUCGGCAUUAUCCAGGCAAAUCCGGAGCUAGUUGAGAUUUUGAAGAGAGAGCCCCGCGCCGAGCUGCUUGCUCGCCAUCUGCCUAUGCUGGUUGAACCGGAACCGUGGACAAAGUUCGACAAGGGUGGCUUCCUGGAGUGCCAGAGCCCCUUGAUUCGUCUCAAGAACCACGAGAUAGAGCAGAAAAUCUAUGCUGAAGCGGCCAUUGAGCGCGGUGAUAUGGAGCAGAUGAUGCGCGGUCUCGAUGUCCUAGGCAAGACGGCCUGGCGAAUCAACCGCAAGGUUUUCGACGUCAUGUUGACUGUCUGGAACGAGGGCAUCGCGUUUGCCAACAUUCCUGCCCUUCACCCCAACAUCCCCAUCCCUCCUGAGCCGGAUUCGAGUGACGACCCGAUGAAGAAGCGUAUCUGGAUGAGGCAGGUUAAGGCAAUUCAGAACGAGAAGUCCGGCAUGCAUUCGGUUCGCUGCUUCAUGAACUUCCAACUGGAGAUCGCUCGAGCUUUCAUUGACCAAACCUUCUACUUUCCUCACAACUUGGACUUCCGUGGACGCGCGUACCCGCUGCCUCCUUACUUGAACCACAUGGGUGCUGACCACAUGCGUGGUAUGCUCCUUUUUGCCAAAGGAAAGCCCCUCGGCGAGAACGGGUUACGUUGGCUCAAGAUUCACCUGGCCAAUGUCUACGGUUACGAUAAGGCCAGUCUCGACGACCGCGAAAAGUUUGCCGACGAUAACUUGGCGAACAUUAUGGACUCGGCAAGCAACCCUCUCGGCGGGAAGCGUUGGUGGCUCCAGGGUGAGGAUCCAUGGCAAUGCCUGGCCACUUGCUUCGAGCUGGCUGCGGCGCUUCAAUCGCCUGAUCCAACUCAGUUCGUUUCUCACCUGCCCGUUCAUCAAGACGGCACCUGCAACGGUCUUCAGCACUAUGCCGCUCUCGGUGGUGACACUUGGGGUGCGCAACAGGUCAAUCUGAUCCCCGGCGAGAAGCCGGCCGACGUCUACUCCGCAGUCGCCCAGCUUGUGCAAGAAAUGGUCACCAAGGAUGCUGCAGCCGGCAACGAAUUUGCCAAGGCCUUAGACGGCAAGAUCACUCGCAAGGUGGUGAAGCAGACUGUCAUGACCAACGUCUAUGGUGUUACCUUCGUCGGCGCCAAGAGACAAGUCCAGAAGCAGCUGGAUGCACUCUACCCCAAUCUGGAGUCUCAGACGGGCUGCUCCACGUCCAUUCUCUCGUCAUACAUGGCGACCAAGAUUUUCGCCGCUUUAGGUACGAUGUUUUCAGGAGCUUACGCUAUCCAGAGCUGGUUGGGCGAGAUCGGUGAUCGUGUCUGCCGUGCCAUUACUCCCGAGCAGCUUAAUCGCAUUGAGGCCGAAGCGACUGGCGAGUCGAAGAAGAAGUUCACUGAUGCCGAACUGAACAACACGUUCCGCAAUACAAUCGUCUGGACAACGCCACUGCGCAUGCCUGUGGUCCAGCCAUACAGGAAGAGUGGUACUCGCGUGGUCCCAACCUGUCUCCAAGAUUUGGCCCUGCAGGUGUCCGACCGCGACGAUCCCGUCAAUCGCCGGAAGCAGCUCCAGGCGUUCCCGCCAAAUUUCAUCCACUCUCUCGACGCCAGCCACAUGAUGCUGUCCGCGCUCGAGUGCCACGAGCUUGGCCUCACCUUUGCUGCGGUGCACGACUCCUUCUGGACUCAUGCUGCCGAUGUUGACAAGAUGAGCAAGGUCAUCCGUGAGUCUUUCAUCCGGAUCCACAGUGAGGAUGUCAUCGGUCGGUUGAAGUGCGAGUUCGAAGCCCGCUACAAAGGCGCUCUUUACCGCGCAAAGAUUCUGUCCUCAUCUCCUGUCGGCGCGAUGAUCAUCAAGCACCGUCGGAUCCACAAGAUGACUUCCCUGGAGGAACUGUUGCAAGAAAAACGUCGCCAAGAGCUGCUCGCCUCUUCUGAUCCUGAUGAGGUCAAGAAGGGCCAGGAGAUGGUGACGCCGGCCAGUCUCUUCGAGAAGUACGCCACGCCCGAUGCACUGGUUAGCCAAUACGAUCCCGAAGAGCUUCAGCAGGCCGAAGCAGACGAAGAGGCCAGCUCCAAUGCCGGCGAAGAUGGCAUGUCUGAAGAAGAGGACUCUCUCACCAUGGACACGGCAUCGGAGGAAGCUGAUGCCGGAAUGAAUGUUCGGGACUUCAGCCGCGUUGAUGACAUCAAAAAUGUCAAUUAUUUUGAACAAGAGCUGGACAAAAACAAGAAGAUUAAACGCGGAAACUCCAAGAAGUCAGGAGCCCUCAACACUAUUCCAGUCUGGCUACCGCUUACCUUCCCCGAUAUCCCGAAGAAGGGCGACUUUGAUGUCCGCCAGCUGAAGGAGAGCAAGUACUUCUUCUCUUAA
Messenger RNA from Thermochaetoides thermophila DSM 1495, 4185 nucleotides. Its product is annotated as RNA polymerase-like protein. The transcript has a single exon. Gene Ontology annotation, molecular function: DNA-directed RNA polymerase activity; mitochondrial promoter sequence-specific DNA binding. The record is from RefSeq and is a predicted model, not a curated record. Gene Ontology annotation, cellular component: mitochondrial DNA-directed RNA polymerase complex. Gene Ontology annotation, biological process: mitochondrial transcription. Lineage: Eukaryota; Fungi; Ascomycota; Sordariomycetes; Sordariales; Chaetomiaceae. Bases 1 to 4185 code for a protein of 1394 amino acids.